This is a messenger RNA of Symphalangus syndactylus (siamang), 3122 nucleotides long. It is a transcript of the gene RAB37, whose product is annotated as RAB37, member RAS oncogene family. Lineage: Eukaryota; Metazoa; Chordata; Mammalia; Primates; Hylobatidae. The record is from RefSeq and is a predicted model, not a curated record. Gene Ontology annotation, molecular function: GTP binding; GTPase activity.
CGUUCGCUCGGGAUCAGGAACGGUGAGCUCCCGGGACCGCAGUGCCCCGAGAACGCAGCCGGGUGCUGAGCCUCCGGAGUCCGGUAGCUGAAUGAAAUACGCAGGGAUCCCCAGCCGGACCCAAAUCUUGCGUCCCUGCCAGCAUCCUGGAGUCCUAAGAGGCAGGGAUUGGAGCGGACAGGAUCUCAGAACUCUGGUUCCAGGCGCAUUAACGGCGGAGUCGCUGUUCCUGGUGCUGAAACGCUCAGUCCUGGAAGAGCGUGGCCGCCUGACCGCCUGGUACCGCGCCGCGGCCGCUGCGAGGAACUGUCCAGUGCUGAAAACGGAUGCGGCCCGGGCCGCAGGGCUCAGACCCGAGCCUGCCGCACCCAGCGGAGCUCGGACAGAGCUCCUGGAAGCGCUGACGCAGAGCUAGGGGAGAGCCGGAGCGGCGAGCUCCAAGCCGGGCAUGGACCUGCAGAGACCCGAUUCCUACCAGGGAGGAGCUGGCCCUGACUUCAACGAGCAUGUCCUGCAUAAGACCAUCCUGGUGGGCGACAGUGGUGUGGGAAAGACGUCUCUGCUGGUUCAGUUCGAUCAGGGCAAGUUCAUCCCUGGCUCCUUCUCGGCCACCGUGGGCAUCGGAUUCACGGUGAUGCUUCUGGGAGACACAGGCGUCGGCAAAACGUGUUUCCUGAUCCAAUUCAAAGACGGGGCCUUCCUGUCCGGAACCUUCAUAGCCACCGUCGGCAUAGACUUCAGGAACAAGGUGGUGACCGUGGAUGGCGUGAGAGUGAAGCUGCAGAUCUGGGACACCGCCGGGCAGGAACGGUUCCGAAGCGUCACCCAUGCUUAUUACAGAGAUGCCCAGGCCUUGCUUCUGCUGUACGACAUCACCAACAAAUCUUCUUUCGACAACAUCAGGGCCUGGCUCACUGAGAUUCAUGAGUAUGCCCAGAGGGACGUGGUGAUCAUGCUGCUCGGCAACAAGGCGGAUAUGAGCAGCGAAAGAGUGAUCCGUUCCGAAGACGGAGAGACCCUGGCCAGGGAGUACGGUGUUCCCUUCCUGGAGACCAGCGCCAAGACUGGCAUGAAUGUGGAGUUAGCCUUUCUGGCCAUCGCCAAGGAACUGAAAUACCGAGCCGGGCAGCAGGCGGAUGAGCCCAGCUUCCAGAUCCGAGACUACGUAGAGUCCCAGAAGAAGCGCUCCAGCUGCUGCUCCUUUGUGUGAAUCCCAGGGGGCAGAGAGGAGGCUCUGGAGGCCCACAGGAUGCAGCUGGCCCCCCCAGGCCUGGCUUAUUCCGAGCGGCUGAGCCAAUGGGGAGAAAGAUGGAGGACUCACUGCAUAGCCCCUUCCUAGCAGGGAGCUACACUCCAGCUCCUACUUGAGUUCCUGCAGUCUCCCCGCAUCCAUAGGGAGGGUAAAACACUUAGCUUUUAUUUUAAUAGUACAUAAUUUAAUACCAAAAAAGGCACGUGGAUGCCCAAAAAACCGAGGCUGGGACCUAGUGGCCCUUUUGCUUUCUAGUACUUGGGGGGCUGGCCCUCCCUCCUAAGCAUAACAAAGUGGUGUUGCUCCAGCUCAGCCCUGGGGGACACAGAUGCACUUUGGGGGUGAGGGCAGGUAACGACUCCAUCGCACCCUCAGUUCAGCUGGACAGAGGCUCAGGUGACACCAGCCUUCACUGUCUUCUGCUCUCCAGGAGCUUAUCUUCACCCCAACUCCCAAAUAAGUGGGCCCUUGUGCUGUGAGGGAGACCAAAGCCUCAGGGAAGAUAAGAGAUACAGAAAUGGGAGGGGGAGGACAAGGGGCAGAGAGUAGGGUCUAGCUGGCUAUCUCUGGCCUUACUAACACCCCCCUGGAGGCAUGCCCCUUUUCUCCAGCACGCAAGCACAUUGGGGCACCUGGAAAUAUUGGUUCUAGGCUCCUGUUCUCUGGACUUCAGAUCCUGGGGGAGCCCCUCCCCACUGAAUCCCUGGCUUAGCUACCUUCCUGCCUGUGCACCUAAAAACCUCAGGUCAGAACUAGGAAAAGAGUUUUGUUUUUUAUUUUUUUGAGAUGGAGUCUCGCUCUGUCGCCCAGGCUGGGGUGCAGUAGUGCAGUCUCCGCUCACUACAACCUCCACCCCCUGGAGCUCAAGCCAUCCUCCCACCUCAGCCCCCCAAGUAGCUGGGACUACAGGCGUGCACCACCACACCUGGCUAAUGUUUGUAUUUUUUGUAGACACAGGGUUUCGCCAUGUUGCCCAGGCUGGUCUUGAAUUCCUGAGCUCAAGCGACCUGCCGGCCUCAGCCUCCCAAAGUACUGGGAUUACAGGCAGAAGGCACCACGCCCAGGCUAGAUGUGUCUUACCCCAAUCCUUUGGCAGGCAUGCAGCUCCACAGGCGAUUUCUUCAAGCAGCUGAAGUGUUUAGCUCUCCUGGGUUAAGAGCCAGAUAAGGAGAAAUCCCUUUCCUAGGUUUGGAAUGUGUUGUGAAAAAAAAGAGAAACCCCUGGCUCCUGGAGCUGGUGGGAGACAAGAUUAGGCAAACCUCCCCCGACAUGUAUCCCUUUGACCCCAAGCUCUGCCUCCUCCCUGACCACCCAUGCCCUUUCCUUUAACUUCUCAAACAGAUACCAGGGCCUAAACUGCUUUACCUCCCCUCUUACUGAGUCAGGUUAGGGGGUGGGAGGUCACCCAUUUCCGAGUUAAACCAAUGCAAUAUGAGUAAAACAAGGUCAUGCGGGUAUGUCUGGGGUAGAGAAAGGGGUAGCAAGUUCAUAUGGCCUCCUUGGUCACAUCUCCCAAAGCUCUGAUCCCUGCCAUGGGAAGGGAGACAUGAGGUCAUCACCUGCAGGCACCUUUACUGCAACUCUGCCAGCCUGGCGGGGGAGGAGGGGAGGAAGGAGUAUGGGCUGCACAUUUCUGAGGCUACUGCAUUUGCUUUCAAGGCAGAAAUCUUGCUCUGAGCAGUCAGCGGCUCCAGUUUGGGCCCGAUAAAGAAGUUCUCCGUGGUCUCUCCCACGCAGAGCAGGGAGGAGGCUGACAUUGCCCGUCUCUUCUGGGGCCCAAGGCAGGUUGCAGGAGAUCCAAUCCCGUAGACAGCUCUGGGCCUCUUGCAUUUGAGUUUUUCAGAAUUAAACUGCAGUAUUUUGGAAAGCA